AUGGCCGCUGCAGAGCACACGCCUCUUAUAUUCGCGGAUGAUGAGUGGUCACCACUCAAGUCUGUCAUUGUCGGUCGUGCCGAACAUUCUGCCUUCCCUUCAGAGCCACUACAAAUGAUAGAGGCCACGAUGCCAUCCGAGCAUGUCCAGCACUUCAAGAAGUCAAAUCCCUUCCCAGCCGAGGUUUUGGCUGAAGCUCAAAAAGAGCUCGACAACUUUGCCACCAUUCUCCAAAAGGAGGGAAUCCGUGUUUAUCGCCCCAAGGAAGUUGACUGGGUCAAGGCUGGUGGCUACACCGGUGCCAUGCCUCGAGACGGCCUUAUGACUGUUGGAAACGUCCUUAUUGAGGCUCCGUUUGCCUGGGGAUGUAGACGACACGAGAUUAAGCUUGGAUAUUCAGAUAUCUUAAACGAAUUGGGCAAAAGCGGCUCAUCCCGAAUCUGUCGAGCUCCAGAAAUUAUUGGAGAAGACACCUUGUACUAUAAGAAGGCGGUGAAUGGUAACGCUGACGGCAGCAACUGGACAAUCAACAACACCCGGCCAGCCUUCGAUACAGCUGACUUUAUGCGCUUUGGGAGAACAAUAAUCGGACAACUUAGCCAUGUCACCAACCGCAAGGGAGCGCAGUACCUUCAAGCAAUGGUUCCUGAUGGUUAUACCGUGGAACUCCUCGAUACCACUGACGAGAGUGCGAUGCAUAUAGAUGCAACGAUCCUUCCACUUCGUAGGGGGCUCUUGGUAUACCACCCAGAGCGUGUUACUGAGGAAGCCCUCCGCAGGCAUGCUGUGUUCAGGGACUGGGAGCUUCGAAAGUACCCCUUCGUACCAAAGCCGCGUGGCCCCGAAGGUCCCCCGUUAUUCAUGUGUUCUCCUUGGCUGGUGCUGAAUGCCCUAAGCUUGGACGAGAAACGCAUCAUGGUUGAGGCCAAUGAUACCCAGUUUGCUUCAUGGGUGAAGGAAGAGUUUGGCAUGGAACCAAUCAUGAUCCCGUUCCAGCACGUCAACAGCAUCGGCGGGUCUUUCCACUGUGCAACUGUGGACCUCGUGCGGACGUAA
Microsporum canis CBS 113480 is the source of this 1056-nucleotide messenger RNA. Its product is annotated as lysine amidinotransferase. NCBI's taxonomy places the organism in Eukaryota, Fungi, Ascomycota, Eurotiomycetes, Onygenales, Arthrodermataceae. The transcript has a single exon. The record is from RefSeq and is a predicted model, not a curated record. Gene Ontology annotation, molecular function: amidinotransferase activity. Gene Ontology annotation, cellular component: mitochondrion. The coding region runs from base 1 to 1056 and encodes 351 amino acids.